AUGUAUGCCUCGAAGGAUUUCUACCCCCACCAUAGGGCCAGUCACUCGCACGGUCAACUUCGAAAUGUGCUCGCUGCGCGAAGCAGAAACGACGUCUUCUAUGCAUCGAAGAGUAGAGUAAUGCACACUUCGCUGAGUUGUCCUGCGUAUACCGAUGUAGUCGUCAAUUUCAGUGGCGCAUCAACGAAUCCAAACCAAGCCGGAGACGCCCAUGUUACUACCAUUGCUGUCUCACCCGCCACGGACUUUGAAGGAUAUUGCUCCGAUGCCGUGUUGGUUACUGGUGGGCUGGAGGGCGAGUAUUCCCUGCUCAACCUCAACUCUGCCCUAGGCGAUCGUCCCACCGAAGGAUUCGUGACUGUCGCCGAGCAGAAAGAAACAACUCACGUCCACAUACUUGGUCAUCGCCGCACGGGUGCUUUGGGGGCUGCCUUUUGCUCCAACGACAGUAAAGUCCGCCUACUCGACAUUGACUCCAACUCCUGGUCCGCCGAGUUCGCGUACGAGCACCAGAUCAAUUGUGCUGCAACAUCACCCGACGGCCGACUAAGAAUGAUUGUUGGAGACUCUUGCGAGUCGCUCAUCACUGACGCCGAAAGGGGAAAUGUGUUGUUCAGCAUGCAGCAGCAUACAGGCUAUGGAUUCGCGUGCGCCUGGGCUGCUGACGGCUGGCAUGUAGCGACGGGCAGUGAGGAUGGCAAAGUUGUGGUAUACGAUGCUCGAAGGUGGGAUGUGCCGUUGGCGAAUCUUUCAUGCGAGAUGAGCUGUGCUAGAUCGCUGCACUUUACCGCUUCGAAUCGCGGAGGAGCAUCAUUGGUGGUGGCCGAGUCGGAUGACAUUGUCAGCGUGUACGACGCGAUGAAUUGGUGUGAUAAGCAGACGAUCGACUUCUUUGGCUCGGUGGUCGGAGCAGUGUCGGUGGACAAUGGGCACGAAUUGAUCGUGGCCAAUGGCGACGAGACGGUUGGUGGACUGAUGGUGUUUGAGAGAAGGUCGCAUAUACCCGAUGAGCUGGACGACCCUGACCAGGUUCCGAGAGAUCAACAUGGGUCAGGACUGAGCUUUGAUGAUUUGAUGCUGCAAGGUCUAAGAUAUGGGAAAUGA
This is a messenger RNA of Aureobasidium namibiae CBS 147.97, 1104 nucleotides long. Its product is annotated as WD40 repeat-like protein. The transcript has a single exon. The coding region runs from base 1 to 1104 and encodes 367 amino acids. NCBI's taxonomy places the organism in Eukaryota, Fungi, Ascomycota, Dothideomycetes, Dothideales, Saccotheciaceae. Gene Ontology annotation, molecular function: protein binding. The record is from RefSeq and is a predicted model, not a curated record.